AUGGCGGAGAAAGGCAACGAAGGGAGGCGGAGGCGAGCCAUGCGCUUCGGAUUCGGCCUGGAACCGGUGUCUGAGGUGCUUUUCCCGAGUGCAGCGGCCUUGGGGUCGCUUUGCCUGCAGGGCCCCGGGCCUCAGAGCAGUCAGAGCAGAUGCCCGGCCACCCGCCCGCACGGCCGUUUGGCCCUGCAGGCGGAGCUUUCGGCUGGUCUUCGAGGCGACGACGCGAGCGAGAAGUCGAGAAGUCGAGAAGCGGGCGGUCGCGCAGAGGUGACGGCGGAGGUUCCCAAGGAGGAGAACUUCGCCCAGGAGCGGAGGGCGGCGUGGGGCGGCCGGGUGGGCAUCGCCAGGGUCGGAGCUGACGAGGCGGAUGGUUUUCAGGAAGCGACGGCAGAGUCCAAGCUCUCCGCGAGGAUCCCGGGAGAAUUUCAGAGUCUGAGCUUUCUUUUGCUCUUGGUUGGGGGCACGAAGCAGAGCCCAGCCUCACAGAGGGUGCUGUGGCGUUGA
Messenger RNA from Symbiodinium sp. CCMP2592, 504 nucleotides. NCBI's taxonomy places the organism in Eukaryota, Dinophyceae, Suessiales, Symbiodiniaceae. The record is from the annotation of a GenBank genome assembly.